Molecule: messenger RNA, 1335 nt
Organism: Acipenser ruthenus (sterlet)
Lineage: Eukaryota; Metazoa; Chordata; Actinopteri; Acipenseriformes; Acipenseridae
Product: checkpoint protein HUS1-like
Exons: 8
Coding region: 125-976 (283 amino acids)
Biological process (GO): double-strand break repair via homologous recombination; nucleotide-excision repair; telomere maintenance
Cellular component (GO): site of double-strand break; nucleolus; checkpoint clamp complex
Source: RefSeq, a predicted model, not a curated record
AGGGGGCUCAAAUGAGUGCAGCACAGCGCGCCACAUUUUGAAUGGUCCUGAAAAACAUACAAAAUAAAUAGACAGUACGCUCAUAAAAUAUAUCUGUUUAAAGCUGCAACAAAAGAACAUAAAAAUGAGAUUUCGAGCUAAAAUGAUCGACAUAGGCUGCUUUAACCAUUUUACACGUGUGGUGAAUACAAUCUCCAAACUAACCAAGACAUGCACACUGCGACUCACCACAGACAAGUUGUAUUUCAUCCUGUCUGAUAAAGUUGCCAAUGGGGGUGUCAGCAUGUGGUGUGAGUUAUCCCAGGGAAACUUUUUUGAUGAGUUUCAGCUGGAGGGGGUAUCGACUGAACACAAUGAGAUCUACAUGGAUUUGGCUGCUGAGAAUCUUUUCAGGGCUUUGAAAACAGCCCACAAUGCCAAGUCACUUAAGAUCAAGCUGACAAACAAGCAUUGCCCUUGUAUUACUUUGGCUGUUGAACUGCCAUCCUUGUCAAGAGUCAGUCGAGUUGUCACGCAUGACAUUCCUGUGGGCGUUAUACCCAAAAAACUUUGGAAUGAUUUCAAGGAGCCCAGUGUGCCAGAUUUCGAUGUUAGUAUAUAUCUGCCUCCACUGAAAACAAUGAAGAAUGUUGUGGAGAGAAUGAAGAACCUGUCCAACUUUCUUGUGCUGGAAGCCAAUUUAAACGGGGAGAUGAAUUUGAAGAUUGAAACUGAUUUGGUAUCUGUCACCACGCAUUUCAAAGAUCUUGGAAACCCUUCAUGGGGUGAUAAUGGAUCCCAAGACUCCACCCAGGAUAGAGACCCUGAGACAAUGAUGGAUGUAAAAGUGGACAUUAGGAAACUUCUGCAAUUUCUUGCUUGUCAGCAAGUGAAUCCAAGCAAAGUAAUAUGUAAUAUUGUCAACAAAAGGAUUGUUCACUUUAUUCUACUACAUGAAGAUGUGUCUCUGCAAUACUUUAUACCAGCGCAUGCAUGAUUAAAACUUGGAAUUGGAAUUCACUUUAUUAAAGCAAAAUGUCUUUCAGGAGUGUAUAUGAAAUAGAAAACUCUGGGUUGUUUUAGUACGUACAUUUUGGGUAUCGUUUAUCAGCAGUCAAGAAAUGUUUUCUUUGCUUUGCUUUUACUGUCUCUGCUGUGCUCAUUUGAAAGUUUACAUUAAUACAGAUUAUGUAUAUAUUGGUGAUUUGCCAAUAUUUUCCAGUAUUUCAGUUGUUCUUGGUAAGAUUAUAUUUAAUGUCUGUAAAUAAUAAAUGUUUAUAUCUUUGUUCUUUUUUUAUCGGACACUGUUGUGUACUUUUUUAGGAGAACAACACAAUAAAGAAAACACUACAGUCA